Molecule: messenger RNA, 1647 nt
Organism: Leptosomus discolor (cuckoo roller)
Lineage: Eukaryota; Metazoa; Chordata; Aves; Leptosomiformes; Leptosomidae
Gene: SLC33A1
Product: solute carrier family 33 member 1
Biological process (GO): acetyl-CoA transmembrane transport
Cellular component (GO): membrane
Molecular function (GO): acetyl-CoA transmembrane transporter activity
Source: RefSeq, a predicted model, not a curated record
AGCAUCCUGCUGCUGCUGGUGCUGUACGUGCUGCAGGGCAUCCCGCUGGGCCUGGCGGGCAGCGUCCCCCUCAUCCUGCAGAGCAAGAGCGUCAGCUACACCGACCAGGCCUUCUUCAGCUUCGUCUUCUGGCCCUUCAGCCUCAAGCUGCUCUGGGCCCCCUUGGUGGACGCCGUCUACCUGCGGGGCUUCCGGCGCCGCAAGUCCCCGCUGGGGCGGCCCACGCAGUACGUUCUGGGGCUCUUCAUGAUCUACAUGUCCACCCAGGUGGACGUGCUGCUGGGCGACAGGAAGGGCCGGGGCCCCGACGUGGUGGCCCUCACCGUGACUUUCUUCCUCUUCGAGUUCUUGGCGGCGACGCAGGACAUUGCGGUGGACGGCUGGGCCCUCUGGGCCCUCACCAUGUUGUCCAGGGAGAACGUGGGCUACGCCUCUACCUGCAACUCCGUGGGCCAGACGGCCGGCUACUUCCUGGGCAACGUCCUCUUCCUAGCCCUCGAGUCGGCCUCCUUCUGCAACAAGUACCUGCGGUUCCAGCCCCAGCCCCAGGGGAUUGUUACCCUCUCAGAUUUCCUGUUUUUCUGGGGAGCUGUCUUUUUAAUUACCACGACACUGGUUGCCCUUUUGAAGAAGGAAAACAAGGAGCUAACACCAACAAAAGAAGAAACAAAAGGCAUCACUGACACAUACAGGCUGCUGUUCUCGAUAAUCAAGAUGCCGGCAGUUCUUACGUUCUGUGUCUUGAUUCUCACAGCAAAAGUUGGGUUUUCAGCAGCCGACGCUGUAACAGGACUCAAACUGGUGGAAGAGGGAGUCCCGAAAGAGCACUUAGCUCUGCUCGCUGUUCCAAUGGUCCCUCUGCAGAUAAUACUGCCCCUGAUUAUCAGCAAAUACACAGCAGGCCCCCAGCCACUGAACACCUUCUACAAAGCCAUGCCUUUCAGAUUACUGCUUGGUCUGGAAUUUGCUUUUUUGGUAUGGUGGACUCCUAAAGUAAAAUACGAAGGAGGAUUUCCUGCUUACUACUAUGCUGUGGUAUUGUUGAGUUACGCUUUGCACCAGAUCACGCUGUAUAGCAUGUAUGUUGCAAUCAUGGCUUUCAACGCCAAAGUCAGCGAUCCGCUGAUCGGAGGAACCUACAUGACCCUCCUAAAUACCGUCUCGAAUCUGGGAGGGAACUGGCCUUCCACCGUCGCGCUCUGGCUUGUGGACCCACUCACGGUGGAAGAGUGUGCAGGGGCCCGGGAACAGGCCUGUGGGACUACAGCUGCAGCAGAACUCUGCACAAAAGCUGGUGGUUCCUGUGUCACUGCCUUGGACGGUUACUACGUGGAGUCCGUCAUCUGUGUCAUUCUGGGCUUCGGCUGGUGGUUCCUGCUUGGGCCAAAAUUUAAGAAGCUGCAGGACGAAGGACAGUCUUCGUGGAAGUGCAAGAGGACCAAUUGAUGCAGUUUAAAUAUUGGCUGGACUCGCAAGGUCGUUUUAGUUUUAUUACAAAGACAUAUCCCAUAAGCAAUGAGCAGGAAUAUAGGUCUUUUUAAAUGCCACGUCGCUGACAAAAUGGGUGGCUGAGACAGUGGUAUGUUUGUAUGUGAUACCACUUGCCCUCCCGAGAUGAAAGUGUAAGUUCAGAAAGUGAUGGUUAAA